UUUCACUCCCCAUGUGCAUGUUUCCCCUGCUCGCGUCCAGAGGUUGCCCCGUUAAUCCUGUAUGUAAAUCGCAGCCAAUGGAUGCUGCUGUUGCGCUGGGCUGGGAUUAGCAGGAGACGAAUGAGUUUCAAUUUUACUGGAUUACAGAACAAAGAAAAAAGGGGAAAGGGACACCCUGCUCUGUUAAAGGGCAUAAACAAGAAACAAAACUCAGAGAAUAAGACCGGGGAAACACCCGGCUUGCAGGAGUCGAAGCCGUCGCCUGGGCAGUGAUGCGGAUUACGGCGUUUUAGCGGACAUUGUCGGAUGGGAAUUGCGGCUGUUUCUGAUGGAUUAAAAGGGGGGUGAUAAACCGGGAUUGACAGCGGCAACAAGGCUAUAUAAUCGCUAAUUAAGAGGAAUGGCUCAGAUGAGGAAGCUGGCGUGCGACGGCGUCAGGACGAGCUCCCGCGGCGAGCCCCAGGUCCCGCUGGUGUCCGCCAGACAGGAGAUCCUCACCAGCCUGGUGUCGGCCCUCGAUUCAGUGUGCCUGGCGAUGUCCAAGCUCAACGCAGAGGUGGCGUGCGUCACCGUGCACGAAGACAGCGUGAUCGCAGUCGGGACCGAGAAGGGCAGGGUGUUCCUCAACUCCAGGAGGGAAAUCCAGACGGACUUCUACAAGUUUUGCCGAACGCCCUGUCUGCAGAGUCUGACCACAGCGAAUGCCCAAACCAAAGACCAGGAAGGCGACCUCUGCAAAGCCAGUAAAGACGCAGAGCACGGCAAACAGCGAGCCCCGCCGGACCCCCAGUCCAACAUCUUUGUCCUGAGGAAGAUGGUGGAGGAGGUCUUCACUGUGCUCUACAGUGAGGCCCUGGGUAAAAGCAGCCUGGUCCCCGUGCCUUAUGAGUGGAUCCAGAAGGACCCCGGCUGUGUGGUGGCCCACGGUUUGCCCGAGGGCGUCGCCCUGAAGAAGCCCUCGGAGUACGACACCAAGACGCUGAUGAGGAUCCUGGAGCACAGCCACCGCGUCCACUUCACGGUGAAGAGGCAACCGGAGGAACUGUCCAGAGAAGCCAAGCCGAGCGCGGAAGUGAACAACAACCCCUCCGCCGCCGCCGCCGUCGUGACGCACAGCAGCCAUAGUGCAGCAAAGACGACCAGCCAGGGUGUCACCUCGCCAAACCCAGCCUCCUCCAGCAACUCGGUUCUGUCAAACUUCCUGUACGGCAUGCCCAUGUCCUCCAAACCGCACCCUGACAGCAAGCUGGACUUCAAACCAGCAACCCUCCUCAACCUGGGCAAGGACAGGCUAGCCGGCUGGACAGAAAAGGGCUCCUCUGGGAAGGAGGGUGCCAACACGGAUGAGCCAACAAGACUACCCGCGGAGCCGGGCCAGAGUCCUCCCGGUGUCCACAUCUCAAAGAGGCUGCUCUUCUCCAUCGUGCACGAAAAAUCAGAAAAAUGGGACUCGUUUAUCCGUGAAACGGAAGACAUCAACACUUUGAGAGAGUGCGUUCAGAUCCUGUUCAACAGCCGAUACGCGGAGGCGCUUGGUCUCGAUCACAUGGUGCCUGUCCCCUACCGCAAAAUCGCCUGCGAUCCGGGCGCCGUGGAGAUCAUCGGCAUCCCAGAUCAGAUCCCCUUCAAGAGGCCGUGCACGUACGGCGUGCCCAAGCUCAAACGCAUCCUGGACGAGCGCCACGGCAUCAGAUUCAUCAUCAAACGAAUGUUCGAUGAGAGGAUUUUCACGGCUGCAGGCAAGAUUGCCAAGGAGGAGGGCAAGCUUGACCCGGGCUCCACGCCUGAAGACGGCUUCUCCGACUGCCUGGGAAUCCCCCCCACCGCCGCCGAGCUGCUCAGCAACGCUCACAGCAGCAGAUCAACAAGCACCUGUGUGAGUCCGCAGGCUGACCCGGAAGCAGGUCCGUCAGGAGACGGCGUUCCCCUGAGGAGGAUCAAAACGGAGCCUCCGGACGGGGAAAUCAUCCAGGUCACCGUGCCCGAGGCCGGCACUAGUGGGGAGGAGCCAGCCGAGUCUCUGGCCGAGCCGCUCCCAGCCGCUCCGUGUCCGACCACGGCCUCGCCCGCCGCUCCCUCCGCAGCCCCUGCUCCCCCGGCUCCUCCUGCCCCCCUCCACCCAAAGGAAAGCCUCUCAGCUGAAGCUUUGUCCCCCAGCGGAGCUUCUCAGAGCGUCAGGAGAUCCACAGAAGCGUCCAGUCUGGUGGAGGACAUCGGUGAAAUGAUCCUUCAGCUCCGGAGACAAGUGGAGAGCCUCUUCAGCAUCAAGUACGCCGAAGCGCUGGGUCUCCCUGAACCCGCCAAGGUGCCGUACUCCAAGUUCCAGAUGUACCCGGAGGACCUGUACGUCACGGGGCUGCCGGAGGGCAUCUCCCUGCGCAGGCCCAACUGUUUCGGAGCCGCCAAGCUGCGCAAGAUCCUGGCUGUCAGCGCUCAGGUCCAGUUCGUCAUCAAGAGGCCGGAGCUUUUAGCAGAACAAGUUAAACAAGAGAUGCCUUCCAUGCCCGUCUGUGACGCAGAGCCAGAGCCUAAGGACGCGACACCGGUAGAGGACACAGCAGCUCUGUCCAAGAGACCUGGAUUCUCGGAGUGCAUGGAGUCCAAGCUGUCCCGCAUCGACCUGGCCAACACGCUGCGGGAGCAGGUCCAGGAUCUGUUCAACAGGAAGUACGGGGAGGCGUUGGGCAUCAAGUACCCCGUCCAAGUGCCUUACAAGAGGAUCAAGAACAACCCGGACUCGGUCAUCAUCGAGGGCCUCCCGCCCGGCAUCCCCUUCAGGAAGCCCUGCACCUUCGGCUCGCAGAACCUGGAGAGGAUCCUGGCGGUCGCCGACAAGAUCAGCUUCACCAUCACCAGACCAUUUCAAGGACUUAUUCCCAAACCAGCACCUCGUCGAGUCACUUUACUAAAGAAGGCCUACGCCUCGAUAAGCGACGAGGACGACAUCAACCGCAUGGGCGAGAAAGUGGUCCUCCGAGAGCAAGUCAAAGAGCUUUUCAACAAGAAAUACGGCGAGGCGCUGGGCUUGGACCGCUCCGUCGUCGUGCCCUACAAGCUGAUCCGCGGCAGUCCGGAGUCCGUGGAAGUCAGCGGGCUUCCAGACGACGUCCCCCUCCGAAACCCAAACACCUACGACAUCGUGUGCCUGGAGAAAAUCCUCCAAGCUGCGGAUCAAGUGACGUUCACCAUCAAGAGUCAGCUGCAGCCUUUUGCAGAAAUCUGCAGCCAGGCUUGUAAUACAGCGGGAACAGACGCCUCGACUAACCGACGGAAACGCAAGAGAGUCCAGGAGAGCAGCCGCAUACCCGCCUCCUCUGACCUGGGGAUAUCAGCCAAUCAGAUUCCAGUUAUGCAGUGGCCCAUGUACAUGGUGGACUACAGCGGCGUCAACGUCCAGGUUCCCGGGAAGGUCCAUUACUGAGGGACACGGCCGGACCGCAGCAAAGGGAUCCGCGGAGGAGUCCGUCUCUCCUCCUCACAGGACACUAAGACUCAGCCAGAGGAAGGAGGCGCGCCGAUCUCUGCAGGACGAUUUUUUUUAAUAAAAGCUGCAGGUUCGACUCCGAAUGAGAGGAACGGGGGAAUGUAUGUGCGUCAGAAAGCUUGGCUUGUUUUGCUUUCAAAACACGAGUUAUUUUACUUUUUUUUUUUUUUUUUUAAAGCUGGAAACGUCACUAACAUGU
This is a messenger RNA of Fundulus heteroclitus (mummichog), 3683 nucleotides long. RefSeq names its product GTF2I repeat domain containing 1 (gene gtf2ird1). The transcript has 27 exons. Bases 401 to 3421 code for a protein of 1006 amino acids. Lineage: Eukaryota; Metazoa; Chordata; Actinopteri; Cyprinodontiformes; Fundulidae. The record is from RefSeq and is a predicted model, not a curated record. Gene Ontology annotation, cellular component: nucleus. Gene Ontology annotation, molecular function: DNA-binding transcription factor activity.